Ipomoea nil (Japanese morning glory) is the source of this 1317-nucleotide messenger RNA. RefSeq lists its product as uncharacterized. The transcript is spliced from 3 exons. NCBI's taxonomy places the organism in Eukaryota, Viridiplantae, Streptophyta, Magnoliopsida, Solanales, Convolvulaceae. The coding region runs from base 8 to 937 and encodes 309 amino acids. The record is from RefSeq and is a predicted model, not a curated record. Gene Ontology annotation, molecular function: zinc ion binding.
UUUUCCUAUGAAUGCAUCACAUAUGCAUGCCAACUUUCUAAAGGAUGGUUUUACUGGAAAUGUUUUGAAGUUGAAAUUGUGGGCUGUGUGUAAAUCUACAACUGAGGCAGAUUAUAAAAGCCAUAUGGAGGAGUUAAAGGCAGAAAAUGAAAAAGCUGCUGAGUGGUUGGCUGUCAGAGAUCCUAGUCAUUAUUGUAAGACAUUUUUCAGCACUUUUCCAAAGUCUGAUAUGCUUUUGAAUAAUUUGUGUGAGUCAUGUAAUAGCACUAUCUUGAGUUUGAGGGACAAGCUUAUCCUAACCAUAGUUGAUAAGAUCAGGAUAUAUCUAAUGACUAGAAUGCAAAAGAAUAGAGACAAAAUGAAAACAUAUCAACAUAAGAUUUGUCCCAAAAUCAGAAAGUGUCUUGAAGAGACAAAGGAUAUGUCAGCUAGGUUUAGUACUUAUAAGUCACAUGAAAAUAUAUAUCAAGUUGAUGAUCAGAACUUCAAGACCUUCAAGGUGGAUUUAGCCCAAAGACAGUGCAGCUGUAGAGGAUGGGAUCUCACUGGCAUUCCUUGCAGUCAUGGUGUAGCAGCUAUAAGGAAACAAAGAGAAAGCCUUGAAGAUUAUUUGCAUCACUGUUAUAUAGUUGAGUAUUAUUUGAGAGCUUAUGAACCUGCAAUACUUCCCAUUCAAUCUUCAGAUUUAUGGGUUAAACCAGAUCUUCUAGCACCACUCCCCCCAAAGUAUAAGGCACAACCUGGUAGGCCAAAAAAAAAGAGAAAGAUAUACCCAGUUCAAGAGAGCAAGCAACAAACUAAACAAGUCAGAACAAAGAAAUUAGAGGAGGUGAAGAGAUGCAGAAUAUAUAGACUGACAGGGCAUAAUAAAACUACUUGCAAGGCUAAAAAUCCACAGGUAUCUGAAAUAGCUGAACAGAAUGAUGAAGUUGAAUAGAUUGAAGAAAUACCAGUUGAUGGGCAGUUUGAAGAAAUACCAGUUGAAACACAAGUGCCAUCAUUUGUACUUGAUGAAAUGGAGGUAAUGAGAUCUCAGCCAUCACAACCACUUCACAACCAGGUUCCACAAGAGUGUACAUUUAUUGCUUCACAAGUUUCAACUACAAGUGCUGAAAAUAUGCUGACAAGAGGAGGAAAAAAGUUUACAACUCUAUCUGGAAUUCAGAGAUUAGCCAGGAAAACUAAUUGCAAGUGACCCUAAGGGAAUAAAGAUGUAUUCAUUUUGUAGGUUGCUUGAUGUAUUUUGGUAUUUAGCAAAAUAAUGAAGUUGCUUGCUGUAUUUUGGUAUUCAGCAAAACAAUGAAGUUGCUUGCUGUA